Messenger RNA from Rhodofomes roseus, 1587 nucleotides. RefSeq lists its product as uncharacterized. Gene Ontology annotation, cellular component: Golgi apparatus. Lineage: Eukaryota; Fungi; Basidiomycota; Agaricomycetes; Polyporales; Fomitopsidaceae. The record is from RefSeq and is a predicted model, not a curated record. The transcript has 13 exons. Bases 1 to 1587 code for a protein of 528 amino acids.
AUGUUCGACCUUGCAGGCAAGACACGUUCGGGAGUACAAGCAGCGUAUACUAGGAUUGUUCUCACCCGCUUCGGGGUCGCAUUCAUUCUCUUGACCUUGGUGCAUUGCUUUGCUCAGGGAGCUCUGCAAGUAUCACUGUUCGUGGGGGACGCACGGGCGUCGUCUCUUCUCGAUGACAUCAUCUACGCAGCAGACUUACCGCCGAGUGGAAUCUCGUGGUUGCAGAAGCCGGGGCCUGGCAAUUAUACGCUGAGCUUCUGCACGAAUUUGCCGAUCGCGGAAAAUGGGGCGGAAUCCUGCGUCACGGUGUACCAGACUGGAGCCCAAGAUUGGAAUGAUGCUGUUGUCUCCGCAAAGAAUGUAGACCUGGUUGCCCGAGAUAUGACAGCGAAAGUGCUCUCGCGGCGCACGCUCAAAGUGGACGACAUAUUUCCGUCCCUCAACGCCACAGGGGGUGUAGCAGGGGUCAAUUUGACCUAUCAAGGCACUGGCGAUAACCAGAGCAGUGUACUACUCAGCGAGCAGUGCACCCGCUCUCUGGUUUAUGCCGAUGAAGUCAUGGGCACCUACAAGAAAGAGGACGCUGCCCUGUUGGGUUUGCAGUUCUGGCUGCUCAUUUUGUCAUUCGUGGCCAUCCUCUACAGCUCCAUCCCUCAGAUUUCGGCAGUCAUCUGCACGCGAGUACUGAGCACCGCCUGGGCGGCAUACUCGAUUGACAAUACGCGCUACCACGAAACCAUGUUCCGCGCUCUGUACGCCGAACCUGACACGCCCUGCAGCUUCGAUUUGUUCCCCACGCAUUUCAAGACCCGAUCGGCCUUCGCGAUCGCCAACCUCGUGCUGAAUGCCACUGCCUUACUGUUCACCGUCUACCUCGGACGAUUGCUCAUCAAGAACUUCAAGGAAUACACUUUCCAACGUGUCGGCCCGCCUCAGGGCAUCAUCCGUAUUUAUCGAUUCUUCCUUACCAUCUUUGUCUUGCUUCAACUUUCCGUGUUCUUCCUGGUCACCGCCGUGGCGCUAUGGACCACCUGGCUGCUGAACGGGCCGCUUGUCCACAUAUCGCUGCACACGCCGAUCUAUAAGGCGCUGUUCAUCUUCACGAUAGUGAGCCUACCGCCCUGGAUUGUCAUGGGCUGGUACGCCGUGCGGCGAGAACUCAGGUCCCUCAUGGCCGGCUUUUUGGCUGUCUCCUUUAUUUAUAUCGCCUGCUGGUCCAUCAUGUUCUACUCGCAAGUCUAUCGCUGGACGUUCAUCACCUGGGUGUUCUUCGCCUGCGUAACUGUCGCGUCCUUCGUCGUCCUCGUGCUCGCGACCGUCUUCGCCGUGCUCUGUUGGCUCAACUUCGGCAAGGGCCUCAGGCAGUUCCUGGACGCCGAGGCCGCGCUGGCGAAAGCGAACUUCACGCCGGAAGUGUUCUCGCAAGAACAGACGGCGACAAAACUCUCAGACGUCCUGUCCGACCACAAGGUCUACAGCUUCGGCACGGUCAAGCAGGACAUCAACUGGGACCCCGACGACGCGGGGCCGCCCAUCAUCGUUAUCGGGUUGCAAAACGAGCAUGACACCUCACAGCGAGACGAAUGA